AUGGAUCUCUCUCAUCUGAGCCGACCGUCUAUACUUUGUCAGUGUGCCCGGUGUUCGAGCUCGGUGGCAGCAUGCGAGAACGAGUGGGCGAAGCUAUCCGACACCUACUCGACAUUAACAGGAUGGGUCAGCAUUGACAUGAACCGAAUCAAUGUUUCCCCCGAGAAGAAACAAAUCCCGCACUCGUCCGAACUGGAAUUUGUCCGCGGUCGCACGGUUCAGGACAUUGUGUGCAGACUCUGUCGCCAGAAACUCGGUGGUUUAGUCCACCUAGAGACAGAAGCAAAGGUGUUCUGGAAAUUAUCCAAAGUGUCCUUUAGGGAGAUCAUAACAAUGAAAGAGUCGCAUCCAUUAUUCGUUGGGGGCUCAUUAUCGUGGCUUCUGGAAGCAGUCGAACAACCUGUCGCACAGACCGACGCAGAAGGCAGCCCUUCCUUUUCCACGGGUCGUCGUGAAACUGCGCUCAGUCAGACUUUAUUAAAUCAAGGUGCCAGUCUGAGCAGAAUCUCAAGCUCUGUUGAGGAGUUGCACGAUACCAUGUCCGACCUCAAACAGUCAUUCAAAGCUCUCAGGCUAGAGUUGAAUACUACAACACCCUCGACUCGCAGUCAAGAGUAUCACGGUGAUGAGGCCAUGGAUAUGCUUAGGACAGUAUUGAAGGAGCUACAAUCGAAAUCAGACGAGAUUGAGAAACUCAAGCUGGAGAAUGAUUCAUUGAAAUGGAGGAACAAGUGUCUUCAAGAACAUCAAGCGGGUACCAACACCUUGGGUCCGCAAGUCCCAGAACUAAAGGCUCUUCCUCAAGUCCAGAGUCCGGCCUUCUUGGCUGAAGCUGGAACAAGCGGUUUGCCGGUUGCCGCCACGCAAAUUCCAAUCGCGGAUACAUUCGAAGAAGACAACGAAAUCAUGGACCAUACAACGGAUCAUGAGAUAAAUCCAUCUUCAAUGGCUCCUGUCAAGGUACCUCUCAAGCCGGCUGCGAAUAAUCCCCCAGCGUCUCCAGCAGUCGCAGCACAAGAACAAGUCCCAGGUCCUGGAUUUGUGUCUAGGUCUCGAAGAGGCUCUGGAGAACCCGCUACGAAACGACUAAGACUUACCAGGACCGAAGAGAUAGAGAGUCCCACCAGUGGGAGCGGCGCUAGUACCAGCCAACCCGUCAAGGAGAGGAAGAGAGGGAGGCCUUUGGGUCGGCGGAAAUCUCAACAGGCGCUUCCGACCGAGGAGCCUCGUACCCCAUCGACUGAGCAGGCAUUGUCGAACACGAACGGAGCUGACACAGGCACAGAGGAUAACCAGUCCAAAGCGGCGGACGCGGCCACUACAUCUGAAAAUCCGCGCCCUAGGGGAAGACCACGCCGGGCUAGAUCCAGGGCUUCUCCGUCGGGGUCUACGUCGCAGGCGACUUCAAGGGCGCCGUCAGCCUCAUCGAGAGUAACCCGACGCGCGAGAAAAUCUCAAGAGGCAGCUAAGUCACGAGACAAUUUAACGGUCCAAAACCCAAGCCGGCCGGCCGGAUUUGAGGUGGCUGUGAAUGUAGCGGAGCUGACUCCUGAAAGCGUCGUCAAUGAGCACGAACUCAUCACACAGAAGGGUAAUCAGAACUUGGGACCGGAACCUGACGACGAAAGCCUACAAUAUCAAGCCAAGCUUGCCGCUAGAGAUUUGUUAGCAAAGACAGCGAUGGAGAGGGAAGAAGCGAUGGAUGACGGAUAG
Talaromyces atroroseus is the source of this 1713-nucleotide messenger RNA. RefSeq lists its product as hypothetical. NCBI's taxonomy places the organism in Eukaryota, Fungi, Ascomycota, Eurotiomycetes, Eurotiales, Trichocomaceae. The transcript has 2 exons. The record is from RefSeq and is a predicted model, not a curated record. The coding region runs from base 1 to 1713 and encodes 570 amino acids.